Hypoxylon fragiforme is the source of this 3692-nucleotide messenger RNA. RefSeq lists its product as uncharacterized. The transcript has a single exon. The coding region runs from base 301 to 3183 and encodes 960 amino acids. Lineage: Eukaryota; Fungi; Ascomycota; Sordariomycetes; Xylariales; Hypoxylaceae. The record is from RefSeq and is a predicted model, not a curated record.
CAGUCUUACAACAUCUUGCUUUUCUGCAACCACUUUCUUCUUCAGCUACCAUCAACAUCCAAUCCCCUUCUUAUCCCUAUACUACACAUAGGCCCCUAAGAUUUCCUAAAUCAUUCAUUUAUUAUCAUCAGACUGCAAACUCGCUCCAUAAUUCAUGACGCCGAGUAACUGUCAUCAUCAUACUAGGUACCUCUCCUCUAAUCAUUGCCCAUUCCGGGUACAAAACAAAGACGACCUCUCGCACGCUGUUGGUUGUAUUUGAGAUCACCUGGGUACGACAUUCCAAAUAGGCUCGACACUAUGCCGCCCCAUUCGUUCCACGAGUGGAUGAUAGGCCAAAACAUAAGCCGCCGCAGACUUCCUCCGCCUAGGAAGCCUCGCCCCGUCUUCUCUAUAGAGCUUGAGACCGACGAUGAGUCCGGAUCUGAUGCUUUGAAAGUUACCUAUCCGAGAACUGGGAAAGCUACGCCAAUCCAAGUCAAGAAUCGAGGCAAGAAGGUUCGAUUCUCGGAUGAUACUCCUCAGCCGGCAUUUAAGAAGACGCCUAUUCGAUUCUCGGGUGAUCCUCCUAAAUCGGCACUUAAGAAGACGCCUAUUCGAAAUACACACCAAUUAGAUACCGAAGUCAGCACGGACGAAGAAACGGAAAGCAGUGACGAUGAAGUCACUACUGAUGAAGAGCUCGAGCAGAACUGUCAAUGUACUAAGUGCGUUGCAGCACGAACGAGAUCAAAGAAGGAAAAGCAAUUAAAGGAGAAACGUAAAAAGCAGAAAUCCGAAUCAUCUGCAGAUGAUAGUCAAGACAGCGAAACUAUAAUUGCACAUCCCAAGCAUGGGGCGAAGAAGGCCCACAAGGUAGCCAAGCACAAUGCCAAGCACAAGUCUAAGAAAGGAAAGGAGAAGUCGGAUACUGAGAGUGAAACUACUAACGCUACCGAGACGGACACCGACGUUGAAACUUCGGGAAAGGCCGAUACAAAUGAAGCAGUGGAAACGAGUGAUGCGACAGAUACAAGUGAAGCUACCGAGACAAGUGACGCGGUAGAGACGACCGAGGCAGAGACUACCGAAGCUGAAUCCGAAAAGGCAAUUUCGAAUAAAGGGACAAAUAAUAAGAGCAAUCAGAAUAAGCAAGGCGACCAGUCCAAGCAGCAUCAGCCCAAGAAACAAAAGGCACAUAGCAAGAAGUCGAAACAAGAGAAUGAGCAGAAUAAUCAGGGCAAGAAAAGUGAGCAGGGGGGCCAAGGAAAACAGGAGAACCAGGAAAACCAGAAAGAUGAGGCGAAGCCCGAGUCCCCCCAGGAUACAGCAAAGGAGAAUACGAAGCAGGACAGCAAUGAUGCGAAGCCAGCGGAGAAAAGCACACCUUCUAGUGAUGAGUCGACCGACCAUAAAGAAGCCAUAAGUGAACCCAAGCAGGAAGUAAAAACGAAAAAACGGACCAAAGCUAAGACGCAAUCACCGCACGCUCAAGCAACUAAGCCACAUACAAAUGGCCAAGGACACUCGCAUUUGCCAGCUGAUACUCGUGUGCUACACGUAGAGCACGCUGUUGAGAUACCUCCUCAUCCUCGUCCUAACGCUUUCUACGACAACGUGAACGGAGUUAUGCGCGUAUAUCACGGCCCUAGCUACGGCAAUCCACAUGGCACAUCACACUCUCCUGGCAUUCAUUGCACCCAGAACUUGCCUAUCGGCAUAACGCAUCCCGCACAAAAUCCGUGCCACAAUGGAUUUUACCCUGCUUAUAGCCAGACCCCAUAUGGACAACCUGGUUACGGGCAGCCUCCGUAUGUACAACCUUCCUACGGGCAACCUGGUUACGGGCAGCCUCCGUAUGUACAUCCUCCACCUGGGUUCGGGCAGCCUCCCUACAUACAACCUCCGUAUGUACAACCUCCGUAUGUACAACCUCCUUACGGACAACCUCCUUACGGACACGUUCCUUACGGACAUCCUCCGUACGGACAACCUACUCCACCUUUCCAAGGGCCACCUCCCAAUAUACCUCCGACUACAGCUCAUAAUGCGCCCCAAGGCCAAGGACACCCAUGGUAUCAAGGAGACGGAAAGAUGACUGUGGGAAAUCCACCAGAGCAGCCACCUGCUACAGACUCUGCGGCAGGCUCUAGCCAGAAUAAACAUGCCAAACCGAGACCUAAUCACAGUGAUAGGGGCGGCCAAUCCAAUGUUAUUCCCACCAUCGAGGAGGAUAGUCCUAAGAAGAGUCAGAGUGACGAUGGGGUUGGAAGGGAGCCCUCGGACACUCAGAGUGCCCGUGGACGACAAAAGAUUUCGCGGUCUCAUGAACCUAAAAAUGGUAGCAGUGGUGACAGCAAACAGGGAUCCACCGACCACAAAAAAACAGCUGAUGAAAAGGCUCACCAAGGACAUAAAAAUAAACAUGGAAGCAAGGAGCCCAGCCCCGUGCUGCAGGAUAAGUUCGAAACUAGCAGUUGGAACGGGCAUGGGACACACAGCCACAUCCCCAGCAAGGAUACUUGGACAGGUGACAACAAAAACCCCUUUUCUGGGAGCAAUGGGGAUGGGGGGAGCGGGGGUCGUGCCGAAAAUACAGGCUGGGUUAAUGCCGCUGUAGAUUGGGAUCAAGGUGGGUUUGCGGAAUGGAAUGCGGGUGACAAGAUUGAUUGGAACCAAAUGACUAGUACAGGUUGGGAUGGGGAAAAUGAUGCUACUUCUGAGCGGAAUGGGGGUGCUGCCAGUGCUAACAACGUUUAUGACGGUACCAAUGAUGGCAGCGGUGGUAAUGGGAAGGGCAACCAGAAGGGUAAAGGAAAGGCCAACGACAGUGACGACAAGAACGACAAGCGAUCUCAACAUGACUCCCCACGAGACAGUGCAGCAUCGAAACGUUCUCUUCCCGGCGGCUGGGUCAGCCCACCAGUGUCACUACACUCUUUUCCCCUGGGAUCUACACGCCCCAGCCCAGACAACGUCGGAGGCCACUAUAUCGGCUCCAACCAUGGCUCCACAGGGAAAGCACCCUCUGUCACUGAUAACAAUGGUGGAAACAGUGGUCAAGGUGAUACUAACACUCAAGGUGGUGGUCCCAGUUGGCAUGACCCCGCUGCAGCUCAGACAUCCGGUGGCGUCUUUGAUAACGAGCAGAACGGCAGCGCCCAGGGCAGUGAAAAGAAAGAGAGAAACCAAUCUUAUUGGUAGAGCUGGUAUGAUUCACUCUCCCGCUUUAGAUCAUAACCCUAACGCUUCAGGCCUUUUCCUCGAGCCCCGAAAAAAAUAAAAAUAAAAAAAUAUCCAGAAAAAAAAAGAGAAGAAACAAAAAGAAACAAAGAAAGAAAAGGAAAGACUUCUGAAGAUAUAAUAACCAUCACGCAUACCUACCUUCGCUACCCAUCGAUAUCGCUAUCGUCCUCCUCCUCUACGAUCUUCGACAAGAUGCCUAGAGAAACGAGCCUACGAAUUAGCUGAAUGGAGGAGACAGACACCCGUCUCCCUCUCCCCCCUUUUUUGCUAGGAACGCCACAGUUUGCGAUAUGUAUUUACUAGGAACACGAGUUUGGCCCCCUGGUAUAAAUACUUAUGUAAAUAGCACGCAUAGGUAGAGAGUUAGGAAUGGUCUACGGCCUGUUUUUAGCACACCAGACAGAGUAUUUUGCUGUCAUAGGUACCUACAUACUUGAUAACAAAUGCAACACGCAAAAUACAUAAUA